Messenger RNA from Paramecium sonneborni, 1014 nucleotides. NCBI's taxonomy places the organism in Eukaryota, Ciliophora, Oligohymenophorea, Peniculida, Parameciidae. The record is from the annotation of a GenBank genome assembly.
AUGUUUAAUCAACUUUUAGAAUUCAAGAACUAAAGACUUUUAGUAAAAGCACUAACCAAUAAAAUUCAUGAAAUGGAAUACUUUUAGAAAACUGGAAAUCAAUUUUAAUAUGGAAAUAAUGAAGAUUUCUCAGUAGCAGGAUAGUAGUUGCUAGAAUUCUACUUUUAUGAUUAUAUGCUGCUUCAAGGGUAUUUAGAUUAAUUCUAAAAAGUUUUCCAAAUUAAUAAAGUCAAUUGAAAAAACCUAGUGACAUUAUUUAACUAAGACAAAGAUUAAUAAAUGAUAAAUACCUUUCAGAGAUUGCUCAACUAUUAAAUCUAAAUUAAAUUUUAAAUGUUGGAAACUAAAGAUCAUUAAAGUAUACAAAAAAUUUAAAUUUCAUAGAAGUAAUCCUAAAAUAUUAUCCGAGUGUGUAAAAUCAAUAAUAGCUGCAUAAUAUUAUGAUAAAUAAAAUGAUCUUGAGGCUCUUAGAGAUAUUCUUCACCCAAUUAUUGUUCAACUAUUAAAUAAGUAUCAAUUAAAAUUUAUAGUAGAGGAGAAAAAAUAACUACAACAUAAUGGAAGUAUAAUCCAAAAUCAUCAUUUUUAGAGUAUCUUAAUUCAUACAAAGGUGAAUUUGAAAUGAAACCUAAAUUAAUAAUAGAAUGGAAAAAAGAUGACUCCACUUUAAAUUAAAAUAAAUCUUUUUAUUAAAUUACAUUAGAAUUAAAUAAUGCAUUAAAAAUAUAAAAAAGUGGAAUAAACAAAAGAGAUACAGAAUAAAGUGUUUAUUUAGAGGCUUUGCUUCAUAUGAAGAAAUGUCAUCAUAAAUAAUUUCAUUAAUAAAAAAAACAAAUAAAAAAUAAAGAAAUUCAAGAUAAUUAAAUUGAAUCUGAUCUCUCAACAUCUUUAGAUUUAACUAUAAAUAAUCAAGAAUUUUCUUUUUAUAGUUUCAAUGAGAAAAAUCCAGACAAUCAAAAAAUAAGUUUUGAUUAAUAAUUUAGCCUUGUGCUGGAGUAACUAGCAAAUUAGUGA